Messenger RNA from Mauremys reevesii (Reeves's turtle), 13916 nucleotides. It is a transcript of the gene ERBB4, whose product is annotated as erb-b2 receptor tyrosine kinase 4. Gene Ontology annotation, molecular function: transmembrane receptor protein tyrosine kinase activity; epidermal growth factor receptor binding; ATP binding. NCBI's taxonomy places the organism in Eukaryota, Metazoa, Chordata, Testudines, Geoemydidae. The transcript is spliced from 29 exons. The record is from RefSeq and is a predicted model, not a curated record. Gene Ontology annotation, biological process: positive regulation of cell population proliferation; cell surface receptor protein tyrosine kinase signaling pathway; protein phosphorylation. Gene Ontology annotation, cellular component: basal plasma membrane; signaling receptor complex. The coding region runs from base 1705 to 5676 and encodes 1323 amino acids.
UUUUUGGGGGUGGGAAGGGCUGUCCGAAGUCAGAGACGAGCAGGUUCAAAAGCUUAAAUAAAAUUACAGAAGGUUACACGUUCCAAGCAAGUUUCUAACUCAUUUUAAAAUGCUCCCCUCAGUAAUAAACCUCAGGGGUAAAGACACUCUAGAUUACUUAAAUUGGCAGCAGCUCCUCGAUCUAGAAUAGUUCCUGCCUUGCUUCUUUAUUAAAAACCCCUUCGGAUUAUUUUUGGAGCAAUCCCAUCUGUCGAACUGAGUCAUAGGAGCGCCAGACAUUUCUUUUCUCUUAAAUUAUACCACCUGAAAGGGAAACCAGCAAACUGCAGCCUCGCCGACCUGCCACCCCACUGGGCCAGUCAGUGAAUCAGCAAACAGUCGCCUGAGUAAGUAGCUCGGUGUAGACACAGCGGACCCCCGCCCCAGAGGAGAAAGUUCUGCUUCCUUUUAGAGCGGGUGUGUGUGAGAGCACGGGCUGCUACCACUUCACUUUUCCUUUCAGUUUGCAACAGGAGCCGCUGCUCAGCCCCGCCAGGACACGCGGCUGCGCUAAAAACGCUUUAAAGCGGACACACUCCUAGCAAAGGGUUGGAUUUGGAAAAAGUCUUCCCCAUCCCCGCCACAAGCUGCGUUAUUUCCAGAGGGGCUGGCGCUGCUCCACAGGGCUAACCUCAGGCCAGAAAUGGCUGGAGCGAGAUUCAUUGCAGGCGCCGCUGAAUGAGAAGCGCGUUCAAUUUGGGUUCGCAGCCCGGCCCCCCUUUGGGGGGGGGCAACCCCCCCCAAAUACAAAUGAGAGUUCAGCCCGCUUGAAAAGGAAGCUUGCGUUUGCACCACAACCCCUUCCCCAGCACAAACAGGUGCAACAGCUGAUUGCACGGCGGGGAAAGCAAAGCCCCCCGCGAUUGCACAGAGCUGGAAGAAGGAAACAACCCCCCGAAAACCCCAGCGGCGACACUGCGCUGGAUUGCCGCGGGCGGAACGCGCAGCUGAUCAAACACCGUGCCAUUAAAAGGCGCCUCUCUCGCCGGCGCAGUGUUGUGUUUACGGCCAGCGGCUGCCUUUGCAUUGCUCCAUGGUAACCUGCGGGCAGGGAUCGCGCCUGGCUGCUGCCCUCCGCCCGUGACAGGUGUUCCCAAGCCGGGCAGCGCCUUUCGGGGCGCAGCGAUCGAGGCGAGCCGGUGUAAGCGGGGAGGAGGGGCGUGGCUUGUGCACAGGCGGAGGCGGGGCUUGCUGUGUGUUGCUCCAACCUCCCUGCUCCUGUGUGUAUUUUUAUUUUUUGGGGUGUCUUGUUAAUCUCCGCGUAGCAGCCGGGGAAAGGGAGUAAAUGGAAUUGACGCUCUGAGAUCGGAGUAUUGCAGCCCCUGGACAAGUGGGAGAAGAAGAAGGGGGGGCAGCCAAGUAACCCCCCCCCAAGUGAAGUCAGGAGAAGGGGAGAGAAGAAAGAGAGGAAAGGGAAAAAGGAGAGAAACCGGGACUAAGAGGCAGGGAGCCGGCGACUUCUGGGGAACAACUUGUUGCAAACAGAUUUGCCAAGUAGGGAGUCAGCGUCUCACUCCCCGCCGGGACUGGAGGGAGCAAACGCGCCGUGUCUCGCUCCUGGUCCCCACAGCCGGGCGCCGGGGUCCACGCUCGCAGCCGAGGGGAGAUGCCAUUUGGACCAUGUAACAUCGCUGCCAGGAGUUGAGGCCGCCUUUUCCGCGAACCAUGAAGCUGGCCGAGCGACUCGUGUGCUGGGUCAGCUGCCUGGUGAUCUCCGGGACCCUCCAGCCCGGCGCGGCGCAGGCAGUGUGCGCUGGUACUGAGAACAAGCUGAGUUCUCUGUCUGAUCUUGAGCAGCAGUAUCGUGCGUUGCGCAAGUACUAUGAGAACUGUGAGGUAGUCAUGGGCAACCUGGAAAUCACCAACAUUGAACACAACCGUGAUCUUUCCUUCCUCCGGUCUAUCCGAGAAGUCACGGGAUACGUCCUGGUAGCUUUGAAUCAGUUUGAGUACCUCCCGUUAGAGAACCUACGCAUCAUUCGUGGGACAAAACUCUACGAGGACCGGAAUGCCUUGGAGAUAUUUCUUAACUACAAAAAGGAUGGUAAUUUUGGACUCAGGGAACUUGGCCUGAAGAACUUGACUGAAAUACUGAAUGGAGGGGUAUACGUUGGCCAGAACAAGUUUCUUUGCUACGCCGACACCAUUCAUUGGCAGGAUAUCGUGCGUAACCCACGGGCUUCCAACUUCACUUUGGUUCCAACAAAUGGCAGUUCAGGAUGUGGGCGAUGCCACAAGUCCUGCACAGGCCGAUGUUGGGGACCCACAGAAAAACACUGCCAGAGCUUGACAAAGACAGUCUGUGCAGAGCAAUGUGAUGGACGUUGCUACGGGCCGUACGUCAGUGACUGCUGCCAUCGGGAAUGCGCUGGAGGCUGUUCCGGACCUAAAGACACUGAUUGCUUUGCCUGCAUGAAUUUCAAUGACAGUGGCGCGUGUGUCACUCAGUGCCCCCAGACUUUUGUCUACAAUCCCACCACCUUCCAGCUGGAGCACAACCACAAUGCCAAAUACACCUACGGAGCUUUUUGUGUCAAGAAGUGCCCACAUAAUUUUGUGGUAGAUUCCAGCUCUUGUGUGCGUGCCUGUCCCAGCUCCAAGAUGGAGGUUGAAGAAAAUGGUAUAAAGAUGUGCAAACCCUGCACUGACAUUUGUCCUAAAGCAUGUGAUGGCAUCGGCACAGGGAGUUUGACUUCCGCUCAAACCGUUGACUCCAGCAACAUUGACAAGUUCAUAAACUGUACCAAGAUCAACGGGAACCUGAUCUUUCUUGUCACUGGGAUUCAUGGGGACCCCUAUCACACAAUUGCAGCAAUGGACCCAGAGAAAUUAAAUAUCUUCCAAACAGUCAGAGAGAUAACAGGUUUCUUGAAUAUUCAGUCAUGGCCCCAAAACAUGACAGAUUUCCGUGUGUUUUCUAACUUGGUUACUAUAGGUGGAAGAGCCCUAUAUAGUGGCCUUUCCUUACUCAUCCUGAAGCAACAGGCAAUUACCUCUCUACAGUUCCAGUCACUGAAGCAGAUUAGUGCUGGCAACAUCUACAUAACUGACAAUACCAACCUGUGCUACUAUCACACCAUCAACUGGACCAGCCUCUUCAGCACGCCCAACCAAAAGACAGUGAUCCACCACAACAAAAAGCCUGAGAACUGCACUGCAGAGGGAAAGGUGUGUAACAACUUGUGCUCAAGUGAUGGCUGUUGGGGGCCAGGGCCAGACCAAUGUCUGUCCUGCAAACGCUUCAGCAGAGGAAGGACGUGUAUAGAGUCUUGUAACCUUUAUGAUGGGGAAUUUCGAGAGUUUGCGAAUGGUUCUGUGUGUGUGGAGUGUGAUCCCCAGUGUGAGAAGAUGGAAGAUAACAUGAUCACAUGCUAUGGGCCGGGACCAGACCACUGUACCAAAUGUUUCCAUUUUAAGGAUGGCCCCAACUGUGUGGAAAAGUGCCCCGAUGGCUUACAGGGGGCAAACAGCUUCAUUUUCAAAUACGCCGAUGAGGACCGUGAGUGUCACCCUUGUCAUCCAAACUGCACGCAAGGGUGCAUAGGCCCCCGUAUUGAGGAUUGCAUCGGCCUGAUGGAUAGGUGUAGAGGCCCCACUAGUCAUGACUGCAUUUACUAUCCAUGGACGCGCCAGUCCACCUCACCACAGCAUGCUAGAACCCCCCUGAUUGCUGCAGGCGUGAUUGGUGGACUCUUUAUCAUCAUCAUUGUGGGCCUGACGUUUGCCGUUUAUGUUCGGCGGAAAAGCAUCAAAAAGAAGAGGGCCUUGCGGAGGUUCCUGGAGACCGAGCUGGUGGAGCCCUUGACCCCAAGUGGCACAGCACCCAACCAAGCACAGCUUCGCAUCCUGAAGGAAACUGAACUAAAGCGAGUCAAGGUCCUUGGCUCUGGGGCCUUUGGAACCGUGUAUAAGGGUAUUUGGGUUCCUGAAGGAGAAACAGUAAAGAUUCCUGUGGCUAUUAAAAUCCUUAAUGAGACGACUGGUCCCAAGGCAAAUGUGGAGUUCAUGGAUGAAGCGCUUAUCAUGGCAAGCAUGGAUCAUCCACACCUGGUGCGAUUACUGGGCGUCUGCUUGAGCCCUACCAUUCAGCUCGUCACUCAGCUGAUGCCCCAUGGCUGCUUGUUGGACUAUGUUCACGAACACAAGGAUAACAUUGGCUCGCAGCUCCUGCUGAACUGGUGUGUCCAGAUAGCCAAGGGAAUGAUGUACCUGGAAGAGAGGAGACUGGUUCACCGGGACUUAGCAGCCCGGAAUGUCCUGGUAAAAUCACCAAACCAUGUGAAGAUCACUGACUUUGGCCUGGCCAGGCUCCUGGAAGGAGAUGAGAAAGAGUACAACGCUGAUGGAGGGAAGAUGCCAAUUAAGUGGAUGGCUUUGGAAUGUAUACACUACAGGAAAUUCACCCAUCAGAGCGAUGUUUGGAGCUAUGGUGUCACUAUCUGGGAGCUUAUGACCUUUGGCGGAAAACCCUACGAUGGAAUCCCGACACGAGAAAUUCCUGACCUGUUAGAGAAAGGGGAACGGUUGCCCCAGCCUCCUAUCUGCACCAUUGAUGUUUACAUGGUGAUGGUGAAAUGCUGGAUGAUUGAUGCUGACAGUCGGCCUAAAUUCAAGGAAUUGGCUGCUGAAUUUUCUAGAAUGGCUCGAGACCCUCAAAGAUACCUUGUCAUUCAGGGUGAUGACCGUAUGAAGCUCCCGAGUCCAAAUGACAGCAAAUUCUUCCAAAAUCUGCUGGACGAGGAAGACCUGGAAGAUAUGAUGGAUGCUGAGGAAUAUUUAGUUCCUCAGGCCUUUAACAUCCCUCCUCCUAUCUAUACCUCCAGGUCUAGAAUCGACUCCAACAGGAGUGAACUUGGACACAGCCCUCCUCCUGCCUACGCCCCUAUGUCAGGAAACCAGUUUGUGUACAGAGGCGGCGGCUUUGCUACAGAACAAGGAGUGCCUGCGCCAUACAGAGCUGUCAGCUGCAUCACUCCAGAGGCGCCAGCCAUCCAGGGGGCCACGGCAGAGAUCUUUGACGACACUUGCUGUAAUGGUACGCUACGGAAGCAGGUGGCUGCCCUUGCACAAGAGGACAGCAGCACUCAGCGGUACAGCGCUGACCCAACGGUGUUUGUACCAGAGCGGGGCCAACGGGGUGAGCUGGAUGAAGAUGGGUACAUGACUCCAAUGCGAGACAAACCCAAAACAGAUUACCUGAACCCAGUAGAGGAGAACCCAUUUGUCUCGCGACGAAAGAACGGUAAUCUUCAAGCUCUGGACAACCCCGAGUAUCACAGCGCCCCGAACGGGCAGCCCAAAGCAGAGGACGAGUAUGUGAACGAGCCGUUGUACCUCAGCACCUUUGCUAAUACCUUGGAAAACGCAGAGUACCUGAAGAACAAUGGGCUUCCUUUGCCAGAGAAAUCCAAGAAGGCCUUCAACAACCCGGAUUACUGGAAUCACAGUCUGCCACCGCGAAGCACCCUCCAGCACCCGGACUACCUGCAGGAGUACAGCACAAAAUAUUUUUACAAACAAAAUGGACGGAUCCGGCCCAUCGUGGCAGAGAACCCUGAAUACCUCUCUGAGUUCUCCCUGAAGCCUGGCACUGUGCUGCCCCCACCACCCUACAGACAUCGAAACACGGUGGUGUAGUGACAUCAGUAUUACACAAGUAGAGAGGCAACCCCUUCUAGCCGCCGGUCUCUCUCUCUCUCUUUCUCUCUCUCCCUCUCUGUCUCCCGUGAGCUUCCUCUUUUUGCCAGUUCACUGAUAUUUCCAAGUAGAAGGACACCUUUGAGUCAUUUGCUGAUCGGGUUAGGAACCUGGAAGAAAGGAAAGAAAGAAAGACUGACUGACUGAAUGAAUGAAAGAAGGCCAAAACCUGGCAUUUCUCACCUUUCACAGACCCUGAGGGUCAGACAAGCCAGUGAAUACCAGUAAAGGCCAGUGGCAGUGUUGUCUGCUGUCAAGUUAGUUCUCAGAUGCUGUAGGGGAAGUCAGACAGUGUCUGUUUCUGUCAGCAGGAACUGAGGAAAGCCUAUUCAGCAUUCCUGGAAAUCGCAAUGCAGUUUCCAUUAAGAGGGAAAAAAGGACAAUUUUUAUAUCACAUGUGAUAGCAUAAUAAUUGAGACUUGAGAAGCCAAUUUCUUUCUCUAACACUUUCUAUCCUGGCAACUGAAAACAGCUAACCCAGCUUUUCAUAGCCAUUCAGUUCUUCAUCACAGCCAUCAAAGAAAUAACGAAUAAAAUAAAAAAUGAGGAGACUUUGUCUCUAGCCAGUCCCCUCUUUGUAGCCACUCCCACAGUUUUAUCCCAUUUCCUAAUGGCAGAGACUUUCACUAGAAGCUCCUGUGCAUGACAGUGCAAUUUUUUUGGUAUGUGUCGCCAUGACGACAAGUAUUUUCAACACAAAGAUCCCGUCAGGAAAGAAAGAAAACACAAAAAGCGGACAUCCUCCAUUGAAGCUAAAAGAGAGGCCAAGCUCUGCCAUUUAUAUGCACAGGGCCUCAGCUUCAUGUUUUAUACCUACUUAAUACAAACAAACAAAGUACCCAUACAAAUUCUCCUCUCUUUCUUUUUGCUCAUCGAUUAAAAUAGUUGGGGAUGCAGUAGGCAACACUGAGGACAAGACAGAAGGAGGACAGUUUAAUAGGUUCAGGAAACCUGGUGGUGGUGCCCUAAGGGGUUCUGUAAACUGGAAGAAAGACACUGGAGUGGAUAAAACGCACAUAGCAGUUCACUGGAAAGUUAGUUUGCACAUAAGCUAUGAUUUUAUUUGUCCUCGCUCUGAACUGUUUUCUGGAUUUUGAACGAAGCAAUAUGGAAGCGACCAGCAAAAUAAAAUAAUUUUAAAUUAAAAAGUGAAAUUAUAUAUAAAGGACGACUGUGGAAAUGCCAAAAUGAAGCAAGUCACGUCUUGGGAACAGUAUCCGCUGGUUCUGAAAGGCCAGUAUAUUGACUACUUUAGAGAAUACAGUGAAGGAGUAACCAGUUCAAAUGCUGCUGCACGAAGGAAAGGCAGAGCAAACAGUGAAGGGGAUUUGGGGAGAAGGGCCAGCUCUGGCUUGGGGCCCAGCAAGGACUAUAGUUUUCCAUAAGGAGGAUUUCUCCAUCACAUAAGCUGGUACAUACAAGGUUUUUAAAGUCAAUAUGUGCAAGACACACACAGCUUUCAGUCAAAAAUAUAAACAAUGCGUCGAUCUCCAUGCACUUAUUUCCCUUUUGUCAACUUCAGCUUUCACAGCACCUUUGGUUUAUUCCCCUCCAUGGCUAAAAAUAUUUCCAGCCAGAGUUUUUGAAUCAUUUUAGCAUCAAAACAGAACACCACAUGAAGUGGAAGAGAAGAAUGGGGAUGGUGUCUUGCUUUCGAUGCGCUACGUUUCUAGUUGUUUAGGCUUUUAAAGAAAAGGUAUCUAUCUAAUUAGACUCAAAUUCUAGGAGGGACAACAAUAUUCCAAUUUAUGCACUUUAGUACUAUUAAAAUGAAGGCCCUUUGGAUGAUGGAACCCAGCAACAGGGGUGAACAGUCUGGAAGCAAUGUGUAUUUUCUCUUAAAUCCUAACCUUUUAAUGGACAGCCACCAUGAGCUCCCUGCCAUAACCCUGUCAGGGAGAUCUGACCCCUCAAAUUGAAAGAGGCAGACUGGAGAGUAAGCCCCGACCCUCAUCCUCAGUCUGCCAUUUUAAGUUAAUUUUAGGAGUGGAUGUCAUGCCGUGUUAUACAAGCAGCCAGUGAUUGCUUCAUGAGGUGACAUUACAUAAUUGCCUGACCCCCCCUCCCCUUCCUAUUCCCAGGGCCGCCAUGCAAUAAUUACUUAAUUGUCUGUGUCAUAGGCCUUGCUAGACAAAGUCAGCUCUGGACUGCAACCAGACCUUAGAUUUCAAACCUGGGUUCUUAGUCUUGUACUUUGAAACAGAAUUUGUGGCUGGUUCCUACAGUGUUCAUCAAGAUUUCAGGUCAAGGCUGGUUCAGCCAAUGUGGCAUUACUGAAUUAGGUGCUUCAAGUCAAUUUGAACCAGCAAAACUUAAUUACCAGCUGCUGUGCACUUAUUAAGCCCAUAAACCUUGUAUGUAGAUAAAUGGUUUAUAAACAAGAACAAAAAGCCUUUGCAGCUAUUAAAAGGAGGCCUAGUGGACAUGUGGCCACAUAAUAAAUCAGUUUGUUGUGGCAGAAUGAAAUGAACAGCUGACCAUUAAAGCAGGAUGGAUGACCACAGAAGCGCCAGGCAUCUGAAAGAAGGUCUGUCUCUGUGGAGAGGUCUCUCCUGCUCUUGAUGCAUUCCCAUAACUCCCAGUGAGGUUAAUGAGAGAUACAGGCGAGCAUUAGGGGAAAUUAGACCCCCUCAGACCUUCAAAAAACGUAUGCCAGUGGGAGCACUCAGAGCGCGUAAUAUUAAGCCUCCUGACGUGAGAAUGGACACAUAAAAAAACUCAUCCCAGAAUUUUAUCAUGUCCCUUUUGUGACUCAGAGAAAGCUUAGAAUAUUAAGGAGGGCUUGAUCUCCGUCACUGAACAGAUGUAAGAGAAGAGUAACGUUCUAAUGUAAAUCUACGUGUAUUUGUUUUUGGAGCAGUGCGCUAAAAGACUGACUGUGAGAGAAAUGUGCACACCUUGAAAAUAUUGAAGGCAAACCGCUCCAAGGAUCUUAGAAUCCAGCUGCUAAUGGAAGGUAGAAAAACCUGUUUGGGUUCUUUGAUAAUUCAGUAACGUCAACAUUAAAAACAAGCCCCGUUUUAAAAAAAAUAUGGUUGUUCUUUAACAGUUUAACAUUUUUGCCCCAAAAUGUUUUAAGAAUUAUUUAUUUACUUUUUAAAUUGUUGAUUGUGGCUAAAAUACACUCAGUCAUGUGGAAAUACAGUGGCUCCUUGCAGGGAGCAUGAAACCCAGAAGCGGGCACACAAUUAUAAGCUGAGCAGUGUCAAAUGUAUCUUAAAAAGAAAAACCAAGCAGUUAAUACAACAAAUGUAAAUGUAGCCUGUGAAAUGGAUAUAACAAAUGACUUCCAUUUAUAUAUCCAGGGUUACUGGUUUGGAUUAGUCCUGUUGCCAAAAAUUGCCUUUAAGAAGUCAUUGCUCUGGGUACAAGGUAUUGACCUAAACAUCUAGAUUCUCUUUUUUUUAAACCUCAAGAGAUGAUUAACCUUGACCUACAAAGUCAAUAGUCUGUUUUGUUAUAUACAGGCCGAAUGUUUUCAACAGAAAUAUCUAGCUACGGUCUGAUCCAUCCUCCUGUAAAAGACGAGCACUCCCAAGAAUGAAAUAAAUAAAUCUGUCACUGCUAGCUUUAAUUUUAAUUAUGGCGAGGGGAGGCCACAGAUCACGACAGAUGUUCUAUUUUUUUCGUUGGAAAGCAGAUGCUUUUCACCAAAAAUUUCAUUUAAACUCAGUUUUUCUAUGAAAAACAAGUUUUGACUGAAUUUUUCUUUGCUUGCUUAGUCAAAACUCAAGUGCUAUUCCUGUCCCUAAAGUCCACAGUCAGUUUUUAAUGACUUUAUAAGCAUAUUUUCCUUUUGAAAUGUUUCUUUUUCCCCUAUUGCUGGAGCACAAUGAUUAAUUUUUCAGGGGAAAAAAGUAUUGUCACAGGCAAACUGAAUGAAAGAUGAACACACCGCUGGUUUUGUUUUGUUUUCAAUCUCUUUCCAAGCUAGGUGUUAUGUGUAACACUAGUAGGUAAACAAAUUUUAGACAAAAAAUGUGAUUUUUUUUUUGAUUGUGCGAAAUACCAUUGGACUAGACGUCAAGUCAACCACAUCCUUUUUAAUUAUUUGGGAGGAAUGGAAUUUGACUAGAUUUUAAAUUGGUAGCAUCCCUUGUAACACAUUCCUUUUAAAUUGACAAAUGGAAAAGAUUCUUUAAAUCGAGUUGUUGUUUUUCUGGUCAGUGAAAAUUACCUCGUUAAGGUAGAAAACAGUGGAAAUAAUCCGAGCCUUAGGUCAAGAGACGCAGAUCUACUGCAUUGCUGCAAGGACUAACCUCAGACCAGAAACCUUCCUAAUUGUGUUGAGAAACUCUGUGUUAACACUGCCAGCUGUUUUGCAGCUUUUAAUUGACUGAUGCCAUCACCUGACUGCACAAGUUGUAGCCUGGUCAGCUUGUGCCAUUUAUUUCUGUGGGUUGAUGAACUAUGGGGAGUGUCCUUCUUUGCUCCUCCCACAGCUUGUAGUGCUAAGGGGACUCCUCCCAGAAGAGGCUGAAGAUAAUUCAGGUUGUUUCGGUGGGGCAGAGUAGACUGGUCCACACAUAUUAGUGACCCGAUCCUACACGCACUGAAGGCAAUGGGAGCUGGCGUAUGACCUACAUGGGAAACCUUCCUUCGCUCAACACUUGGCAGGAAAGUGAACACUCUGAGCCUGCGUCUCAAGUGCCCUGCACCGUGUGUAAUCACUUAUAGCUGUGCAAAGCGGGUAGGAGAUACCUAACCUUUGGUGUAAGUGACACGAGACUGGGGCGGGGACCUGAGGCUAGUUACUGCAAGGCACCUUUGUACAAUGGAGGCCUGACUUCUCAUUUGCACUAAGGCUCUUUUACAUCACAGUGGCCGCAUGCAGGGACUUUAAAUGAAAGGAUUCCUGAUGCAGUGAGCAAGCUAUAAAGGAGUCUAUUCUGGGGCCUUGCCCCUUCCCCAGUGUAGCAGCCUCAGGGUUGCUCUAACUUAAGCUUUGUUUCCCACCGCUCCUUAUGUAUGUGCCUUGGGACGACAAGGCUAUUUGCAGGGCAUUCAGGACCCCCGCCCCAUGAUCUGCUCCAGGGAGCUGGGCCAGUGUAGAGCUAUUAUGCCAGCUAUGGACAGGGGGUGGUAUUUGCCAGAGCGCCUUGAUUAGCAUUAAGGGGCCUUGAUUAGCAUAUUACACCCAUUCACGUUUUCCUGGUUGUAAAUGCAAGGUGGGUGCAGAGGUGCUAUAGCAUGACUGCUCCUUUACAGAGUCAUUGAUAGUGGCACCCACUUUCAGGCCCCGUUACACACUGAGGUAUAAGGGCCUUUGUAUAAAUGAGACUCAGGCCCUUUGUUACCAGGAUGCUGGUUGGCUUUUGAAGAGUUACUCCAGGUUGAUGCUGUCACCUUUAUUUUUCACUCUGUAAACACCUUUUUAAAGGUAAGGUCUUCUUCCAGUCGCAAUAACAACAUGAAGCCUGUAAAUUUAGUUGUAUCAGUUUCCUGCUCCCUUUCAAAUCUGCCACUUGUAAUUCUCUCAUUACCGUUGACCUGCCACUGCUGCUAACAUUUGUUGUAAUGUAACCAUAUCGGUUUGUUUUAGGAAGAUGGGCCUAUGCAGUAUUGCGAGGUGUUCUUCCUUUUAUUUUCACGCUUCAUAGCGUGGUAGAGACUGGUGCAGUCUGAGAGAGCAGCCUUUGCCUAGUGUUGCUUUUUUUAGCUGAUUUUGUUAAAUGUUUUUUUUCCGUGAGCUUUACGCAGAUCGGUUGGAAAAGUUAUUUGUUCAAAUACAUUUUUAAAAAUAGAGGAUAAAUGCACAGAAACAAAGUUGUAGGGCUGGAGGCACUAGCUUAGACUGUCCAAAUUAGUUUGUCGACAAACACCCCCACCCCCCCAUACCACUUCCUAGUUGGUAGUCUAACACUGCGCCGCUUCUUUCAAAGAUAAGGGCCAGAGUCAGACACCCUUAUUCACAGGAAGUACCUUACUUCGUAGCAUUAACGGCACUGGGAUUACUCAAGUCGUAAGGUAUUUUUAUUCAUAUAGCAGAACAAAUCAGGGACUGGUGCUGGGUAGUGUGCAUAGAUCUGGGUCCCAAUUCAGGAAAACAUCCUGAUCCAAGCACUGGCGGAAGUUCCAUUGAAGUUGGUGGGAUUAUGCACAUGCUUCCAGUUAAACUGGUUCCAGUCCCACUUAUUUUACAACUUUUAGUAUAUAACAAGAAGCAAUAACAGAUGGCUAGAGUGGGGGAAUAGUCAGAUGAUCGUGAUUAGUGAAAUAACAAUGGUUGCAGCUGCCUAAUCAUGUCACUGGUGGUAGGCACAAGAGUGGUACAGCAUGAGUAAGCCUACCCAAAAACAAUGAAGCAUCAGCUCCUCAGUGGAAUUUAGGUGCUUAAGUCCUGUACUUGCUCUGACGAGAAAGCAAUUUCAUUCUGGUUGUUUCAGAUGUGCAUUGUUUGCAAAUACUUCCUUUCCAGUGGUGUGAGAGCCACGUUACCCUUUCAACCUUUGUGGGGCGGAAACACUGUAUUUUCCAUAGCACUCCGAAGACUCAACCAUUUUGGGAAAACCACAGUAACAAACUGUGAAUGGUAUUUUAUAAGUAAGUGUAGAUAUGUAAGCCGUUCUUUUGAAGUAAGGUACUAUGAAAUAUGUAGCAUAAACUGGUACUGCUGUUAAAUGGGUCGAUUAUUAAACUGAGCAGCUGUGUAAAGGGUAACUAACUCUGAAUGCACUAAAACAACCCGCCCUUUGAAGAUGAUACAACUUAGAUGGCCUGUGUAUCUGCUGGAAGCUGUCUUUUUAUAGGUUGAUUUUUGGAAGGGUUGGCUUGGAAUAUGUAGAGAUGGGCCCCAAAAUGAUAUCUGAGUGGCCCCAGAAAUUAGAGCUGAUGAAAAUAUUUUCUAAUGUUAAAGAAAAAAAUGUAGAUAUUAAAAAAACAAAGCAAUGUUCACAAAUUCUUUUUUAACCAUUUUUUCAGCCAAAGUGUAGAGCAGCUUGAAAUAUUACAAAUUUUGAAUAUAGAACUGGGGGGGGGGGAAUCAGAAAAAUUGCUAUUUUCCCCAUUUCAACCCACUUUAAUCCAAAUAUGGCUCUGAAAUCCACUGCUUAGGCUCGCUCUAUACAUUCCUCCCUCUGAAAGGGCUCAAGGCUAUAUGAUAGGUAGACUUUCAAGAGUUUGGCUUCAAUGGGCAUAGGAUCAAUGGAUCAGAUCCCAAGAAAGGUCACACCAGAGGAAUUAGAUGAGUCUACAAGAAUAAUGUUCUAUUCACAGUGCAAGAAACUUGUUGAGUUCAUUGUCCUUUCCCAUCCCACUCCAUCUUCUCAUCAAAGCAUCUCUUGUAGAGUCAAUAUGAGGUGCUUAACUGGAGGUACCUGAAAAAGGCAGAAAUUUAGAGUGUUAUAUUUUUUAGCCAAUUCUCUGUGUUCUUAAAGUGUAAAAAUACAAACAAAAAGAUCUCUGCCUUGUGAAGUACCUUCAAGGAAAAGAGAAGCAACACCAUGUUGGAAGAUGCCAUCCUCAUUCACAUGACACAGUGCACUCAGAGUUAGCUACCUUUUUGAAACAAACAAACAAAAAAAACUACUGUAUGUUAAUUUGAAAAUGUGAAUAGUAUUUUUAUAGCUUGUUAAAGACAUGGCUAGUUGCAUUUGUAAAUAAGGAUAAUGUUGUUUUUCUUUUCUUUUUGUGGACAUCAUUAUUCAGAACAUUAUUGUCUUUAGGGUUGAUUUGUAUAUAAGUAAUUUGCUGGUGAUUUAUUUCCCUUUUUAGCUUUUGUUGGAGAUCUCAUUUUGACAUUCUCUGUGACUCUGUGUUUAGCACUAUUGUGGUACGUUCAGACUUUCUGCACUUGCUUACACAGUAACGUAUGCCAAUUGUGUGUGGCGUAAUGUUACUUUAACCUUUUGUCUCAUAUUUCAGCUAUGAAGGAUUAUGCACUGUUAAAAUACAUACUGACUUGGGUUAAUAUUAGCUCUAUAUUUUAGUAUUAUUUCCCUUUGCCUUGAUUUUUCAUGGUUUUUUUUCCCUUUGGAGGCUGGGGAGAAACCAGUGGCUCUUUUCUUUGUCUGAUUAGGAUCUUCUUUUCAGUGUACACACUCCCAAAUACCUCCUCCUGGUGAUAGCGCUUUUACCUGUUUGUUAAGACAAAUGUAGAUUGGGACCUGCUUAGCUCAUCCCCCACUGAUCAUCCCAGCUGAACAAUUUGAAAACUGUUCUGCAUUUUUGUUACAUGAAUC